AUGAACCCUUCCCUAAAGCGACGAGGAACUAUGCAAGAAAAUGAGACAAAAAGAGUAAAAAAGGUCUGUGAUUAUGGCGAAAAAUGCUACAGAAUGAAUCCUGUACAUUUCCGUGAAUUUAGUCAUCCGCAUUUGGAAUCUAUUUUGGAUAACCACACCAGUGGCGGAGAUUACCCCAUCCCAGAUAAAUACAAUCUCCAGAAGAAAUUGAUCACUGAACAGCUUGAUGUUAUAAUCGAAAAGGGAUUCUAUGCUCCUCGGAACAAUGUACAAAACAACCCAAAACAAAUUGAGAACAAACAAGAAACAUACAGGGACAGACGAGAAGGGAAAAAUGUGGAACCAGAGGCAAGUUCUGCUAGUCAUCAAAAAGUACCGGACAAACCUGAGAAUACAAAAAUAAUGUCUUUAAAUAAUGAAGCCAAAAUUAAGACACCUAUCGAUAGAGGGGGAGUUGUUAAAGAGAAAUCCAGUUACUCAGAUUAUCGUCCCAUAAUACCUCCGACUCGACGUGUAGAAGAUUAUUUGAACGUUGUAAGGCCUAAAGGGCGAAUGGCUGCAAAGCACGAAGCCAGUGCGCCCUUUUAUAUUUUUUACACGACAAUCACGGCGGCAAAGGAAACGCAUUCGCAGCCGUUCUCUAUAACAUUCCAAGAAAUUUUAGAUAGAAGCUUAGGCGAGUUGAAGUGUUCGUUGCAAAUCAAUUUUAUGGUCGAGCUUGGAUGGCUGCUGGCUCAGUACUACUUCGCUGGUUACAGCGAGAAGAAGCUAACGAUAUUGUACGGUGAGGAUUCUCAGGAUUUAAGGACGAUCAGCCAGAAGAAGCCACACGUUGACGCUCACCUGGUGCCGAUGGCGACUCCGUUCGGUAAACAUCACACUAAAAUGAUGAUCUUGUGUUACGAAGACGGGUCACUUCGCGUUGUAGUAUCGACAGCCAAUCUGUAUAUUGAUGAUUGGGAGAACAGAACGCAAGGUCUGUGGUUCAGUCCAAAAUGCCCGGAGUUGCCGUCGGAAGCGAUGCCUCAUGAUGGAGAGUCCCCGACGAUGUUCAAAAAGUCUCUGUUGCGCUAUUUGAAUCACUAUCAUAUGCCUCAUCUCACCUACUACGUUGAAAGAGUGAAGAGAUCGGAUUUCAGUCACAUUAAUGUUUUCUUAGUAGCAUCGGCUCCUGGAUCUCAUUUUGACAUGGACUGGGGCAUGACCCGUGUGGGCUCAUUACUGCGGCAGCACUGCUGUAUACCACCCGAGGAACAGCUCCAGUGGCCCCUGGUGGCACAGGCCAGCAGCCUGGGUAGUUACGGCAAGGAUCCGAAGCUCUGGUUGACCGGAGAUUUCCUUCACAACUUCACGAAAAUCAAGAACCAAUCGCAGAUGUUGUCGUCUCCGCCUACUUUGAAACUGAUUUAUCCAUCUUUAGAAAACGUCAAACAAUCUCACGACGAUUUGUUAGGAGGCGGUUGCCUGCCUUACGCAGCCGAAGCGCAUUCGAAACAACCUUGGCUAAAUAGCUUUUUAUAUCAAUGGCGAGCUGCGUCCACGAAUCGAAACCGGGCGAUGCCCCACAUAAAGUCCUACACCCGGGUGUCGAAGGACGGCAGGAAGGCAGCGUACUACCUGCUCACGUCGGGGAACGUCAGCAAAGCGGCCUGGGGCUCGAUGAACAAAGGAAACGGAGCGCUCAGGAUAAUGAGUUACGAAGCCGGCGUGCUGUUCCUGCCAAAGUUUGUUACCAACGAAGAUUACUUCUCUCUAGAACAAAACGCCCGGAACCGGCUUAUCGUGCCAUACGACUUACCGCCAGUCAAAUAUACGGAUGGCAUGUCGCCCUGGGUCUCUGAUUACCUCAUGUGAAGAAGUAGAAGAAGAUUACAUCAUGAUUGACUUGAAGACUCGACACUAGAGGCGCGCUCUCAAAUUUCAUUCGAUCCUAAGACACAGGAAUUAGAAAUCGAUUUCAGAAU
This is a messenger RNA of Bombyx mandarina (wild silkworm), 1964 nucleotides long. It is a transcript of the gene gkt, whose product is annotated as tyrosyl-DNA phosphodiesterase glaikit. Gene Ontology annotation, molecular function: 3'-tyrosyl-DNA phosphodiesterase activity; single-stranded DNA binding; double-stranded DNA binding. The record is from RefSeq and is a predicted model, not a curated record. Gene Ontology annotation, biological process: DNA repair. Gene Ontology annotation, cellular component: nucleus. Lineage: Eukaryota; Metazoa; Arthropoda; Insecta; Lepidoptera; Bombycidae.